GCCAGGCCUGCUCUUUUUUUAGAAACUUCGCUUAGUUGCAAAAUUCACAUGGAGCACUUGUGUUUGUUGCCGCUUUGUGAUGUGUGGCCCUGAAUUAGCACAAAGAAACGAGAAUUACAACAAUGAAACCGUCUUCUUGUUAUUAAGACGGGGCUAAAAUACUUUAAUCAGUGGAACAGUAGUACUCAUUGUUUCUUUGUUCUCAUAGAUUGAUCGUGGAUGCGACAUGAUAUCAUUUUCGUUUAUUUCUUUGAACAAAUAUGUGCUGCAUCAACAAGUUGCAGCGCUUUGUUUCACGUUGUUUUUCAUUUGGGCAUAAAUGCGUAGUAUCCUGCUUCACAAUGUCGACUAUUAAACCCAAAGCAAAUUCAAAUGAAGCCUAUAACAAUAACGAGAUUUAUAUUCAGUAUUCUUAUAUUUUCUAAUGUGGUUCAGGCUAUUCCUGAACUCGUAAUAACUGAAGGUUUAAUCUUUUCAGUGUGCACAAUAUUCGGUUAUACUGGUGCAAACGCAUUUGAUAUCGCCUGCACAUCGAACACAGCUUCAGUACCCCUUUGUAUUGAUUUUAUCUUAAAAAACGUUGCCAUAGGUUUUAUCGGCGGUUUUGCAGGCCGCGCAGUUGAAUCGGGUUAUAACUUUUUGGACGCUGCAGGCAUUGUGAAACAUUCGACUAAAAGAAAUGAUAAUGCCGAUCCGAAAGACAUAAAUGCAGUCGAGGAUUCUGACAAAAGACGGACAGACUUGAGUGAAAUUAUUAUCGACUGUUCUGACAUUCAAGAACUCAUUAAUCAUCUAAAACUUGAAUGUCCGUGUAAGCCGCGUAGCAUUGAUAGUUCUUAUACUGAACUUUAAAAGAAUAAAUAUUGCUCUCUAAUGUUAACUCUAAGUCAUUGCAAGACCAUUACUGGAAAAGUCGGCUUCUUCAAUACAACUAAGUAGAGUAGCAAUUUUUACCCACAUUCCUAUUUAUUAGCCAUUCAUUCAUAACAACUACGGUCGAAAAGUGCUUAAAAGCCGUAAAGUUUCACCAACUCCUAUUGCGAAACACAUUCGUAACUGUUUACCGUUGCGAGAAACCACGACAUUGAUGAAUUAAAAAACAAAACACUUCGCGCAAUGUUUCCUGUCUUGUACUCAAAGACAAAUAUAAACUCAGUCAUUACAGACAGACAGUUGCAUUGGAACUAGUAUUGAUAAAAGAAAAUCAGCUAAUUAAUACUAUUAUGUAAUCUGUGAGCGGAACGGCUCCGAAGCUAGCAUUCAAUUAAUAGUAAUGUAACAAAGCUUUAGUAACUACGAGAAGG
Molecule: messenger RNA, 1304 nt
Organism: Schizosaccharomyces japonicus yFS275
Lineage: Eukaryota; Fungi; Ascomycota; Schizosaccharomycetes; Schizosaccharomycetales; Schizosaccharomycetaceae
Exons: 1
Coding region: 373-852 (159 amino acids)
Source: RefSeq, a predicted model, not a curated record